GUGCAUUCCGGGUGAUUCUGGGACAAGGAGCGCUCUCAAAGAGUGAACGGGAGUCAAUUUGGCGUUAGCGCAAAACUUAUCAUUCGUCAACAAGAAGUAUAACAUUACAAAUAUUUUCCGAUAUGGGAGAUAUUUAACGUGUUUUCUGUAAUAUCGUAUAGCUUUUGCAUCGUGACAUUACGUACUAUCGAGGAAAAUAGGCAUACCCCGUAGUUUGAGAAGGGAUUGCGUGACGCAGCAUGACAACUUGAACGCGAUUGGUCGAGAGUCUGCUGGUGAUGCGUUUUAUAGGUUAUCCAUUCUUUUCCCAAUGGGAUUCCUAUCUCCUAAUUUAUCUAUUAUCUCUGGUCUGUUUGAGCUAGCUAGCCACCCAAUCAAUGUCUAUUAUUAUUCAGUUUUAUUAAUCUCGCCAGCCUAUCAUACGCGUUGGACUUAGUUUCUUUUUAAAAACAAAACCAUGAAUAUGAUGAUAAAUCGUGGAAGUUUUCAGACCCAGUUAGCUUCCAUUAUGGAAAUGCUAAGCAAAGCUGCUGUGGUUGAAAUCGGUAAACUUGUCGACGAGUGCUCGGCGGUUCUCCGUUCUGAAAUAUCCCAACAACACAUGAAUGAGAACGAGGCAUUAAAGAAGAAAUGUUACCUUCUAGAGAUUGAAUUAAAGACGGUAAAACUGCACGAACGUAAAAGGGUCAUUGCCAGCCGCUGUCAGAAUGGAGUUCAGGUCUCGGGACAAAUAUUUACGCAUCAAGCAACUGAGAACCGAGAGAAGCAGUCUGCCCCCGCCAUAGAGGGUGUCUUUGGUAAGGACUGGUGCAUGGACCUAUGGAGAGAUGGAGAGUCCAUCCCACUGGAUAAAGAGGCAAUUGGAUCGGCCAUCUUGGGCGAUGAUGAGGCAAUAGACUUGGUGGACAAUGAGCCUGAGUUGGUGUUUAUCAAAGAGGAGCUGUUUGAGGAUCAGCCAGUGGAUCAGCAGAGGGGACAUGCAAGCAACAGAAAAAGGAGUGUAGCAGUGGAGGAUGCUCAAGCAGUAGAAAGAACAGCUGCCAGUCAACUUCAUCUAUACCAGGGGGACUUGAACACAUACCCUUCAAUGCCUGACCCUGCAGGCAGCCAUCAGGUACAGCCUGACACAGAGCAGCCCACAUCCAUUGAGAGCCUCAUGGAAGACCCCACUCUGGUUGGUCUGGUUGACAACACACCAGAGCCUGGCCCUGACACAGCCGAUGGAAUGUACAUGGACUAUCCUCCCCGCAACACAUACGCACCAAGAAACCGGCCAAGCCACCAGCAGGGAACUGGAAAAGACCUGAAGCAGCAGUUUGACUGUUUGUUUUGUGGGAAGAGCUUUGGUUAUUUAAGCUACUUGAAAGUCCACAUCAGACGCCACUCUGGAGAGAAACCGUUUGGCUGCACAGUUUGCGGGAAGCGCUUCGCUCAGAAGACGUACCUGAAGCUGCAUCAGCGUACACACUCUGGAGAGAAACCCUACAGUUGCACAGAAUGUGGGAAGAGUUUCUCUCAGAAGAGUUCGUUGAAUGUCCACCUCCGGAGUCACACCGGGGAGAAGCCUUAUAGCUGUGUCGACUGUGGGAAGAGCUACACCUAUAAACACGGUUUUAACACACACCAAUGUUUCAAUUAAGGGAUUAGGGAGUAGUCAUUUUAUAUUGUUAAUUUGUUUUAAAUUUACAUUUCAACCUUGUUUUGAAAACUGGCAACCGAAACAUCUUUAGCUUUAUUGUAAUCAUGGUGGUUUUCAGUAGGUCAAGUUUGUUUUUAAACUGUUGCGCUACUGUGUGUCCUAAUGAACAUGACCCAGCUGUUACUCUUCACUACAUGGCAGAGAACUGUUCCAUUCGAGUUUUCCCUCUGCUCCGUCCAUAGGAUUGCACACACACUGUGCCUUCUUGUCACACAAUUGGCAAGAGACUAUAUGCCCCACUGUUAGAUGAAGAGAUUUGAGUGACAUUUUUGAGGUAUUUUUGAAUAGUGGUUGUCCUGAUACCAGUUGUUUGUGCUACUGUGAAGAAUGCCAGUGUGGUAGCCCGAUCAUGUAAACGUGUGCCAAAUAAUUUUCUGUAAUGAAUUAUGAAAUUAAAAUAACACGUACAGUAAUACAUUUACUUAUUUGUUCACAUUACAUUUGUAUUAUUCCAUAUUAUAAAAAUGUAAACAUGGCAAAGAUUAAGUUAUACCCUUAAUGCUGUUUUAAUUAUGAAAGCAAAUUAAGUUUACAGCAGAUAAAUAUUCCAGAAAAACAACUGACAUAAUCAUGGAAGCAUUAUGUACAAAAUAAGUAUAAAAUGCACUACUGGGAACAGAAAUGGAAAACAUCCAUUUAAUUAUAUCUUAUGUCAAUUGUACCAAUGUAUACAGAGGACAAUGCAGAUACAGUACCAACUGCCAUCUUGCACCAAACAUUGGCAGGUUCAAUACAUGAGCCGAAAUUAUGGAACAUAGGAUAGUG
Molecule: messenger RNA, 2464 nt
Organism: Salvelinus namaycush (lake trout)
Lineage: Eukaryota; Metazoa; Chordata; Actinopteri; Salmoniformes; Salmonidae
Product: gastrula zinc finger protein xFG20-1-like
Exons: 4
Coding region: 458-1639 (393 amino acids)
Biological process (GO): regulation of transcription by RNA polymerase II
Molecular function (GO): RNA polymerase II cis-regulatory region sequence-specific DNA binding; DNA-binding transcription factor activity, RNA polymerase II-specific
Source: RefSeq, a predicted model, not a curated record